UAUUCUCCACACUACUUCACUUCAGUUCAUCUUCAUCUUCCUCCGUCCGCCACUCCAAACUCAAAACGAUGUCGGUCAUGGAGUCUCUCAUCCUCCAACUCCACGAAAUCUCCGCCGUCAAAUUCGGAAACUUCAAGCUAAAAUCCGGCAUCUCCUCCCCCAUCUACAUCGACCUCCGUCUCAUCGUCUCCUAUCCCUCCCUCCUCCGCCAAAUCUCCGCCACCCUCAUUUCCUCCCUCCCCUCCUCCACCCGCUACGACUCCGUCUGCGGCGUCCCCUACACCGCCCUCCCCAUCGCUACCUGCGUCUCCGUCUCCAACGACAUACCCAUGCUCAUGCGCCGCAAAGAAGUCAAAGACUACGGCACCUCCAAGGCCAUCGAGGGCACCUUCACGCCCUCCGAGACCUGCUUAAUCAUCGAGGAUCUGGUCACCAGCGGCGCCUCCGUGCUCGAGACGGCGACGCCGCUGCGUGCCGCGGGCCUCGUUGUCAAAGAUGCCGUCGUUUUAAUCGAUAGAGAGCAGGGCGGACGGGAGAAUUUGAAAGAGAAUGGGAUCGAAUUGCAUUCGAUGAUAAAGUUGAGUGAGAUGGUGAGGAUUUUGAGGGAGAAAGGGAAGUUGGAUGAGGAGAUGGAGAGAGUGGUGAUGAAGUUUUUGGAGGAGAAUAAGAAAGUGGGGGUGCCCAAUGUUGGGAUUAGGGUUAAGGUUAAGGGUUUGAGAUACGAGGAGAGAUUGAAAUUGAUGAAGAAUGAAAUGGGGAAGAAGCUGUUUGAAGUGAUGGCGAAGAAGGAGAGUAAUUUGUGUUUGGCUGCUGAUGUUGCCACUGCCUCUGAAUUGCUUCAAAUUGCUGACAAGGUUGGACCAGAGAUCUGCUUAUUGAAAACCCAUGUUGAUAUAUUGCCUGAUUUCACCCCUGAUUUUGGUUCCAAACUCAGAGCGAUUGCAGAAAAGCAUAAUUUCCUAAUUUUUGAAGAUCGGAAGUUUGCAGACAUUGGCAAUACUGUGACUAUGCAGUAUGAAGGAGGUAUAUUCCGCAUACUGGAUUGGGCUGAUAUAAUUAAUGCUCACAUAAUUUCUGGACCUGGAAUCGUUGAUGGACUGAAAUUGAAGGGUUUGCCUCGUGGUAGGGGCUUGUUGCUGCUCGCUGAAAUGAGUUCAGCUGGUAACCUGGCAACAGGAGAGUAUACAGCUGCAGCUGUGAAAAUUGCUGAGGAGCACUCUGAUUUUGUCAUCGGCUUCAUCUCAGUUAAUCCAGCGUCAUGGCCAGGGGCACCGGUCAAUCCGGCAUUUAUUCAGGCAACCCCUGGAGUUCAAAUGGCAAAGGGUGGUGAUAAUCUCGGCCAGCAGUAUAAUACUCCACAUUCUGUCAUAUACGAUAGGGGCAGCGAUAUUAUCAUUGUGGGUCGUGGAAUCAUAAAGGCAGCGGACCCUGCAGAGGCAGCUCACGAAUACAGACUUCAAGGAUGGGAUGCAUACUUGGCUAAGUGCUCCUAAACACCAUCCCGCUCCACCCCUGGGCUACAUAACAUGCUUGUAUGUCUUGGUAAUGGACAAAAAGUUGUGUUAUCACAUUGGAUGUGUUUUUGAGUGCAACGUA
Molecule: messenger RNA, 1596 nt
Organism: Pistacia vera
Lineage: Eukaryota; Viridiplantae; Streptophyta; Magnoliopsida; Sapindales; Anacardiaceae
Product: uridine 5'-monophosphate synthase
Exons: 6
Coding region: 69-1493 (474 amino acids)
Biological process (GO): 'de novo' pyrimidine nucleobase biosynthetic process; 'de novo' UMP biosynthetic process
Molecular function (GO): orotidine-5'-phosphate decarboxylase activity; orotate phosphoribosyltransferase activity
Source: RefSeq, a predicted model, not a curated record